Molecule: messenger RNA, 535 nt
Organism: Eurypyga helias (sunbittern)
Lineage: Eukaryota; Metazoa; Chordata; Aves; Eurypygiformes; Eurypygidae
Gene: MESD
Product: mesoderm development candidate 2
Exons: 2
Biological process (GO): protein folding
Molecular function (GO): low-density lipoprotein particle receptor binding
Source: RefSeq, a predicted model, not a curated record
AAGGAUGAUGACAUUGAAGAGGGGGAUCUUCCUGAACACAAGAGACCUCCAGCACCGAUAGACUUCUCAAAAAUUGAUCCAGGCAAGCCUGAAAGUAUCCUGAAGCUGACGAAAAAGGGGAAGACUUUGAUGAUGUUUGUCACUGUAUCGGGAAAUCCCACAGAAAAGGAGACGGAAGAAAUUACUAGCUUGUGGCAGGGCGGCCUCUUCAAUGCGAACUAUGACGUGCAAAGGUUCAUCGUUGGCUCGAAUCGUGCCAUCUUUAUGCUGCGUGAUGGCGGCUAUGCCUGGGAGAUCAAAGACUUUCUGAUAAGUCAAGAAAGGUGUGCGGAUGUUACUUUGGAAGGUCAGGUUUAUCCCGGCAAAGGAGCAGAAGAAAGUGAGAAAGUGAAAAACAAAACCAAACCUGAAAAAGCAAAGAAGAAAAAAAACGGGGACAAGAAAUCUAGUAGCGUCGAAGAGGACAACCGAGCAACCAAGCAGAGAGAGGAGCUAUGACAGAUACGAUAACCAGACAAUACUGCUCCGCUGUUCC